AUGGCCCUCCGGCAACCGGAGCUGCCUCGCCCCGUGCUCCGCUGGCUGCUGAGCCUCGGCCUCUCCGUCAGCCCACGGAACUACCGCAGGGAUUUCUCCAACGGGUACCUGGUGGCGGAGAUCCUGUCUCGCCGCUUCCCCGCCCACGUCCGGCCCGACGCUUACACGAACGGCUGCUCGCUGGCCACCAAGCUGAGCAACUGGUCCCGGCUGCGGCGGUUUUUGGCAAAGCAAGAGUUCGACAUCACACAGGAGCUGAUAGACGGAACGAUUCACUGUAAGCCCGGAGCGGCAGAGCGCCUGCUGCGAGAGCUCUGCUCCGCGCUGACCAGCAGCCGAAUUGGAAGUCUUCAAGAGAGGCAGAUUGACUUAACAGACUGCUGUUACCAGACACAGCUACCAGUAGCUGCCAGAGCAACAGCUUCCACAGCCAUCAAGAGUAACAUCAGGUUGACAGAGAUGCUGGUAGAACCCAGCAUCUGCACCAAUAGACAGAAGGCCAUUACCAUCAUUAACAUGCACAUAGGAAUGAGGAUGCAAGAGAGGGCAGAGAAUCCACGACGGUUUAACAUUAAACCAAGUUUUGGACAGCGUGUGGUUCACCAUUUGGAUUGCAUCAUACCCUCUACGAACACAGCUAGUAUCCCAAAGCAGCAUUUGUUACCUCAUGUAAGUUUCUUUCCCUCUUAA
Lagopus leucura (white-tailed ptarmigan) is the source of this 690-nucleotide messenger RNA. It is a transcript of the gene SPATA4, whose product is annotated as spermatogenesis associated 4. Gene Ontology annotation, cellular component: axoneme. Gene Ontology annotation, biological process: negative regulation of execution phase of apoptosis; regulation of cytoskeleton organization. The record is from RefSeq and is a predicted model, not a curated record. Gene Ontology annotation, molecular function: microtubule binding. The transcript has 6 exons. Lineage: Eukaryota; Metazoa; Chordata; Aves; Galliformes; Phasianidae. Bases 1 to 690 code for a protein of 229 amino acids.